AUGCCCCCGACACCCUCACGCUCCGCGCAGCGCGGAGGCGCUCGCCAAAGGCAAGGAUCAUCGCUCCAUCCUCAGUCCGGAACAACAAGCGGUCCACUUGCAACAGCAGGGCCGGGUCGAUCGUCAGUGCAACCAGCAAGAGGAGCCAAGGCAACACAGACGCAUGAUCCUGGAGCUGUACCGUUCAUCCAUCCAGCUCUUGCCCUUUCAUCUGGUGUUCUGCCAUCGUCGUCCUCGUCAACAGCAGGACUACCCGCAGCAGCUGUAGCACAAGUCCGGGGCCGACGUCCCUUCAACCAUCGGAAUCUAUUUGCGCGCGAUUUGCGCAACCUGAUGUACGCGUACGGGGACUCGCCCAAUCCUGACCCAGACUCGGUGAUGCUAAUGGAGGAGAUGACCGUAGACUUUAUUACUGAUCUCUGCUGCCGAGCUCGUCCAAGCCCGUAUUCGCUCGGCCUUGGAACUAGCUCGAUAUCAAACAGCUCGAGCGCAUUUGGUGCUACGCUCGAGCAACAUCUAUCAUCGCAAGACCCUAAUGGUCUGUUGGAUGGCGCCGAAGCCAUGCCACAAACGCUACCACCAAGAGCACCACAUCGACUGCGUGUCAAGCUGGAAGACUUCCGACAUGCACUACGCAAAGACGUCGAAGCCAAGAAGCUGGGACGUAUGGAACAACUCCUGUAUGCCGACAAGGUCGUAACCGAAGCGAGACGUGUUGGAGGCGUCGAAGAGGCCGCGGAGCGCGCUGGCGCUAUGCAAACCGAUAACUUGCCUCCACCGACGUCGAACAUGGACGGAUCGUCGCAGAAUGCCAGCCUGGAAGGUCUCGAUGUAGAUGAGGACGAUACACAAGCGUCAAAAUCGGGCAAGGCUGGUAAAGGCAAGUCUAAAGGUGGAGUCGGCGGAAGCAAGGGUGGGGGAAAGGGAAAAGCAAAGCCUAAGGGCACAGCGGCUGUCUGA
Mycosarcoma maydis (corn smut) is the source of this 960-nucleotide messenger RNA. RefSeq lists its product as uncharacterized. Gene Ontology annotation, molecular function: protein heterodimerization activity. The transcript has a single exon. Gene Ontology annotation, cellular component: transcription factor TFIID complex. Gene Ontology annotation, biological process: transcription by RNA polymerase II; RNA polymerase II preinitiation complex assembly. NCBI's taxonomy places the organism in Eukaryota, Fungi, Basidiomycota, Ustilaginomycetes, Ustilaginales. The coding region runs from base 1 to 960 and encodes 319 amino acids. The record is from RefSeq and is a predicted model, not a curated record.